AUGAGUGAGGCCUUAAGUGAGAGCUCUAUCUUCAGUAAUUACAACAGUAUUUAUAAUGGAGCGAGAAUCUAUCCAUACAUUGAAUCUGGGACUAACUUUGACCAAGACUCAAGACUCAUGAAACAUCAGAGAACUCAAUUUUCAGAGAACCGUUAUAAAGGGAAUGAAUGUAGAAAUGUCUUUUAUCAAAGCUCAAAUCUUAUUACAGAUAAGAAUAUCCAUAUUGGAGAGAAUAAUUACAUUAAGGAAUGUGGUAAAGUUUUUAACCAGUCUUCAAGAGUUAGUCAGCAUCCGAAUAUUCAUGCUAGGGAGGAACGUUACAAGUGUAGUACAUGUGGGAAAGUCUUUAAUCAAUUAUUAAAUCUAAAUAGACAUAGGGAAAUCCAUACUGUAGGGAAACAUUACAGAUGUGAAGAAUGUGGCAAAGUCUUUAACCGACACUCAAGCCUUACUCGACAUCAGAGAAUUCAUACUGCAGAGAAGCCUUACAAAUGUACAGAAUGUGGCAAAGCCUUUAACAAGCGUUCAUAUCUUGCUCAGCAUCAGCGAAUUCAUACUGGAGAGAAAACUUAUAAAUGGAAAGAAUGUGGCAAAGCCUUUAACUGCCCCUCGAGUCUUACCCGUCAUGAGAGAAUUCAUACUGAGAAGAAACUAUAUAAAUGUACAGAAUGUGGCAAAGCCUUUAACAGGCGUUCAUAUUUUACUCAGCAUCAGAGAUCUCACACUGGAGAGAAACCUUUCAAAUGUAAAGAAUGCGGCAAAGCCUUUAACUGGCACUCAAACCUUGUCCAGCAUGAGAUAAUUCAUACAGGGGAGAAACCAUACAAAUGUAAAGAAUGUGGCAAAGCUUUUAAUUGCCACUCAAACCUUAUUCGACAUAAGAUAAUUCAUACUGCAGAGAAGCCUUACAAAUAUAGAUAAUGUGACAAAGCCUUUAUGAGCUGUCACCUCACUCAAUAUCAGGUAGUGCAUGGUGGAGGGAGACCCUACAAAUGUAAUAAGUGA
Balaenoptera ricei (Rice's whale) is the source of this 1005-nucleotide messenger RNA. Its product is annotated as zinc finger protein 724-like. NCBI's taxonomy places the organism in Eukaryota, Metazoa, Chordata, Mammalia, Artiodactyla, Balaenopteridae. The record is from RefSeq and is a predicted model, not a curated record.